GGGUGAUAUUGAGGCAGGGUAGCAGCAGCAGCACCGGCUGACUCAACCUUCAGUUUCUGCUUCACUUUCAGCCGUCCUGCACUCCUCAGGUGGCCCAAAUCUGACACCAUAUGGACGGCACUGGCUUUACCUGAGUCAUGGACAUCAGCGGAGGACAUCUCACGGUGUAGCCAGGAGGUUUCGUUGACUGCCAGAGAAUCAUGGAGCCAGAUGUGAUCCGCAUGUACAACUCCUCCCCGCCCCCCAUGGAGGACGCUGGCGAGGAGGAGGACGAGUUUGGAGACUUUGACACCUUCUCCAAUGUCCCGAACAGCAUCAGCUUCACAGAAUUUGACACCCCAGCCACUUUUAACCAGAAUCAAGCUUUCAGCGCCACCUCCCCGCCCGAGCUCCUGAGCAAAGGGGUGACGGGGUUCAGCCACAGCUCCUCUAACGGCACUCACAACAACGACCUGUCCAAGGCUAAUGGCGUGGUGCCGGGGAGCCACCUGCCCAGCGGUCCCUCAGAAAGAACUGAGAUUAAAAAGGUCCUUUCAGGCUCGAUGGAUAUCCCUGUGAGUGGCACAGCCGGCAGCGAGCCGGCGGACUGUAACGGUGGGGGCACUGAGGUGUUAACAAACGGGUUUGCAACCUCCGAUGUGCAGGGAAGCCCGUCUUCGCAGGAUUCUGUCCACUCUUGUAAAAAAGGAAAGUCAAAUGAGGACAGCGUUCUCGCCGGCAGCCCAGAGGACGAUUUUGCAGACUUUGCUGCUUUUUCCAAUGCUGAAGGACACCUCAGCCAGACGGCUAACGAGGACUCGGACAAUCCCGCGGGAGGCAGCUUGUUGGCGGAGGCUGCCUGCCACGAGGAGCACUGUAAUAUAGAGCAGGAAACGACAUCAGAGGACAAAGACAGGGAUACAAACAGAACUGGACCCGACUCAUGUGGCUCUGAUUCUGACUCUGGUCCCACUGAGGCCCCGGACGGCUCGUGCAACACGGACCGGGGCCCUCACUCUGACUCUGAACAAAGGGAUGUAGCCUUUGCACAGGAGGCCUCAGAGGCCGUUUGCACUAACAGACCCCUCACCCUGAAUGGGGGGGAUGUAGCCCACAGGGAUGACUCCAGAGACGGAGGCAGUGAAGACGAGCUCUCGCCUGACGCUGCUGCAGACCGGGAGGUGGGACAGUUUGACGGUAAGGGCUCCGGGAACGAGACAGAGACAGAAACGGAGACGGAGACGGAGACGUCGUUUGGCCGGCCACUUUCGACAGAAGCUCUGGAGGAGUUUGGGGACAUGAGCACUACCGGCUCGGUGCCCUCUCCGCCCCUCCAAGGAGAGACUGCCACGCCUGCCGACUACAGCCAGCUAGCCGAGGACGACGAGGACUUUGGGGAUUUUGGAGACGCGGGCUCAUUCAGCGGUCAGGGCUUUGCAGACUUUGAACAGCUGGACGAACAGCAGGAGCCGAGCCGGCCGGAGAGCCCUGCUCCUGCUCAGGAAGCUACACACACUGAGGAGGAGCAGAAGCAGCAGCAGGAGGAGGAGGAGGAGGACGACGACUUUGGAGACUUUAACUCCCCCAAACUUCACGCCAGUGGAAGCGUGGGGGAAGAGGACGGAGGCAGGUUUGCAGACUUCCCCAUCAGCGACAGCUUCGGGAACUUCAGCUCGGCCGCAGAAGCCGCAGACGGGGAGGCCGAUGCAGGGUGGAACGCCUUCGGGGAUCAGCAAGUGGAGGAGGAGGAGGAGUCCUGGGCGGCGUUCAGCGAGGAGCCAAGCGUCGCACCUCCUGCAGAGAGCAGAGCGGAGGAGGAGGAGGAGGAGGAGUGGCAUGAAAGUGAAGUUCCCGCUGUCAGCGAGGAGACCAGCAGGACGGACAGACAGUCGGCGUUGCUGUCCAGCCGGCUGGAGAAGCUGUUUCAGGGCAGCUUCCCUCAGACGGCCGCCCCCUCGGUGGAGGACGAGGUCACGUCUCUGAAGGACCUGCUGGAUCCUCUAGAGGAGAAACAUGAGCCUGGAGCCGAGGAGAAGGAGCAGAGAUCACCAUGCAGCAGGUCUGUGCAUGGCGGCGUGUGGACGCAGCUUCAGGACAUCCACGAAUCGUUUGGCCUCAGAUACCAGUGGGGGGGCUCCUACUGUAACAAAGCACUACUCUGCUGCCUGGGCAUCGACACCCGGAACAUUCUGUUCACGGGACAGAAGAAGCAGCCGGUCAUCGUGCCCAUGUACGCCGCCAGCCUGGGGAUGCUGGAACCCACCAAAGAGCCCGUGAAGCCCGUCUCUGCAGCGGAGAUGAUCGCCUCGAUCGCCCAGACUCCUCCGCCGGCACCAGAGAAAGCCUCCUGUCCCUCAGACGCAGCCCCGCAGGAGGCGCUCCCCCCCGUCCAGUUUGACUGGAGCAGCAGUGGCCUUACCAAUCCUCUUGACGCCAGCGGAGGCUCUUCUCUGUUAAAUCUGGAUUUCUUUGGUCCUGUGGAGGAUUCAGGCUCCAGCAGCUCUCCCUCCAUCCCAGGCGUGGACCCGGAGCUGUACGAGCUGACCACAGCCAAGCUGGACUCGGGCAGCUCGGGGCGUCGGGUUGCUGACGCCUUCGCCCGCCUGAUGUCCACCAUGGAGAAGACCAGCACCUCCACCAGGAAACCAAGGAAGGAGGAGAAUCUGAGCGACGAGGCGGCCAAAGUGAUCUCCUCCCUGCCCGACCUCUCCUUCAUGCAGGCCAAAGUGCUGAUGUUUCCCGCCACACUGAUGCCGCUCGGCUGCCAGGCAACCACAGACUAAAGCCCCGCCCCCUCAACUGACAUCAUCAACCGAUCCCUAAGCCCCGCCCCCUGACUUGGGCCAUUUUUAAACAGUUGUCAUUGUCUUCUUCUUUUGCUGCGGCUUCGCUCCUCCCUUUCAUACGUUCCUUUUAUUAAUUUGCGCUUUUCUUGGUCAGUUUAUCCUUUUUUUUUUUAUAAAGUAAAGCAUUUAUGAUCAUAGGGAGCGAGGGGGGGGGGGGCACUCAGAUGACAACGUGCACAGAAUAGUAGAUGAAUUAAUUUAUAGAGGAAGGUGUAGAAGUGUGUUCAUAUCUAGAGGAAUCAUCAUGUAUAUAUCAGGGAUUAAUGUUUAAUUUCCUUCUCUCUUUUUUAUUCUGAAUGAUUUCUGGAUGGUUUUACGUCUCGGAGUGUUGGUGUCUGUGAAGGAAACACUGGCUGAAUCAAGCUGAAGUGGUAUAUAUGUUUAAAUUAAUACAUUUAUAUACAUAUAUAUAAAAGCUAUAUAUAUUUAUCGACUUGAAACCACACUGCCUGCAGAAUCCAGCUGAUUGUCUUGUCCCCGUCUCGUUGUGUUUAAAGGCCUUAGUUCUACCCGUAGAUUUUAACGUUUCUUUAACCCGCUGUGUCUUCUCUCUGUUUGUAAUUUAACAGCUUUUUAACGUAAAUUAUGUCACACCCUAUUUACUUUUGCUGCAGUCCAUCCUCAGUUUCUAGAACGGAGGAGGACUGUUUAUAUUUUAUAUUUACCGACUAAACGCUGACGUGUCUUUUCAUUUUUUAUUCCAUGUUUGAUUUCUACAUAUUCCAGCUUUUGGCUAUGAAACCAGUUUCCUUCCUUGUUUGUGUCCACACUCACUGCUCCUUUGUUGUUGUUUUGGGGUUAAAACAGGACUUUUUUGGGGUUAAAACCACUUUAACUUAAGGGUUCUCGUCAGUGAAGGUCGACUCGCAUCAGAAGGGAAUUAAGGGACCAAUUUCUGCUUCCUCGUGUCGGGUUUUGUUCUCCGUUCCUAAUAUGAAGUGCUUUUUCGUUGUUGCCGCUCUUAUUUGCUCAUGUUUUGUUGUUUUUCUUUGCUCAUACUACUGUCAGCCCCGUCUCCCAGGAGGAUUUUGCACAUUGUAAAGAUGAAAUGGAUGUAAUCAUAGUUCACUGUGGCUUUAGACUGUGUACAGUUAAACUAUGGACUGUAAAAUGUUACGGGAAAAUUCCUAUGGAAAAAAACUGAAUCACUUGAAGAGCCUGUCAAAAGGUUAUCGUGCAUGCCCGGGUUCUUUUGAGACUAUAAGUGUGUAAAUUUUACUUUUAGUGUACACAAGAAAUUAAAAUAGUUAUCUUCUC
Messenger RNA from Eleginops maclovinus (Patagonian blennie), 4082 nucleotides. RefSeq names its product aftiphilin a (gene aftpha). The transcript has 10 exons. Bases 201 to 2762 code for a protein of 853 amino acids. Gene Ontology annotation, molecular function: clathrin binding. Gene Ontology annotation, cellular component: trans-Golgi network membrane; AP-1 adaptor complex. Lineage: Eukaryota; Metazoa; Chordata; Actinopteri; Perciformes; Eleginopidae. Gene Ontology annotation, biological process: intracellular transport. The record is from RefSeq and is a predicted model, not a curated record.